Messenger RNA from Limanda limanda (common dab), 1089 nucleotides. RefSeq names its product immunoglobulin superfamily, member 5a (gene igsf5a). Gene Ontology annotation, biological process: cell-cell adhesion. The record is from RefSeq and is a predicted model, not a curated record. Bases 1 to 1089 code for a protein of 362 amino acids. The transcript has 8 exons. NCBI's taxonomy places the organism in Eukaryota, Metazoa, Chordata, Actinopteri, Pleuronectiformes, Pleuronectidae.
AUGACCGUCUCCUGGAAAUCACUGCCCAUGCUCCUCCACAUCUGCUUAUUCCUGUGCACCACUGGAGUGGUGCCCCAACAGUUCGAGCUGAAGCCUGCGAACCAAGCAGUGCUGCAGGACUCGGAUGUGCACUUCAACGCCACUGUGCAGGGAGUCUGGCAGGUCAUGAACUGGGGAGUCGGAGGGGAUUUUGUCCUCAAUUUCCGUAAAGACGGCACCGUGAUCUCAUCCUCAGAACAGUUCUCUGCCAGAUUCUGCUCUGCAGGUAACUCCAACUGUGUGGAGUUCACCAUCCACAACGUCAGCCUCAAGGACACUGGGCCGGUCACCUGUGAAAUGUUUGGGGUUAAUGGUUCCAAGACUGCAGAGCUCAACGUUCAAGCGAGUGGCACAGUCAACAUCCUGGGAGGGAACGUGACCGCGGUCCAGGACCAGCAGGUGGAGUUCCAGUGUGUUACUACUGCUUGGUUCCCCAUACCCACAGUAAGCUGGACACAAAACAGUAACGCUAUAAACAGCAGCCUGUACAACACAAGCAGCAUGGCAGAUGGGGACCUCUUUAACUCCACCAGCGUCCUCAAGUUCCAGGCAGUCAAAAACACCUUGGUGGAGUGUUGGGCAACUGUGCCAGCGCUAACAAACCCAAAGUCCAGCUCUGUGUCCUUGGUGGUUGUUCCCAAACCUCCUGACUGGACUGUGCUGAUAGCUGUAGUCGUGUCUUUUGGAAGUGCUGCUUUGCUGGCUCUACUCAUCCUCGGAAUCAUCUUCUGCUACCAACGCAGAAAAGAAAAACAGUCCAACUACCAAGAUGAAAUGAGCAGGAGGGUGAGGACAAAGAGCCAGAUCAGUUCUGUCAGUGAAGCUGGACUGAGACGGGGUCAAGCGAAUGCAGGAUUUGAGCCAGAAGGUCAAAAAAGUGUCGCUCCCAGUGAACUCACUGACAGUGGCUCUUACCAGGCAAAUGGCCCCAUUGUUUACCAGAUGCCUGAUAUCCUCAAUGGUGACCAGACAGGAAAUGGCUACAACAGUGCCCAACACACUUUGGACGGAUCAGGCUUCAGGAAACACAGACAUCUCACCUUUGUGUAA